Molecule: messenger RNA, 1452 nt
Organism: Saccharomycodes ludwigii
Lineage: Eukaryota; Fungi; Ascomycota; Saccharomycetes; Saccharomycodales; Saccharomycodaceae
Gene: RMD5
Product: ubiquitin-protein ligase RMD5
Exons: 1
Coding region: 1-1452 (483 amino acids)
Biological process (GO): proteasome-mediated ubiquitin-dependent protein catabolic process
Cellular component (GO): cytoplasm; nucleus; GID complex
Molecular function (GO): ubiquitin protein ligase activity
Source: RefSeq, a predicted model, not a curated record
AUGACUGAAAGGAAAGCCAGUGUUUCUAGUAAUAACAACAAUAGUAAUUUAAAAUUAUCACCUUUGGAUGCCCUAGAUGAAAAAUUAAAACUUUUGGAAAAUAUAGUUAUCCCAGAUUUGGGAGAGUUAAAUAAUGAAGUAGAUGAUUUUAAAGUCCAUUUUAAAAAAAUCCAAGCUCAUUUAAAGAAAACUAUUGAUACAACGGAUGACGCUGAUGAAAAUUAUGAGAAAAAGAAAAAAUCUAUACAAAAUAAUUUAGCAAAACAUUGGAAAAAAUGGAAUGAUGAAGUCUCUACCAAAUUUGAAACCGAAAUCGAAAGUUCACAUAAAAGAUUUUAUAAAAAAUGGUAUUUUCAUAUAGUAGAAAGACCUAAUGGAUUAGAUACAAUUUCUAUCGAAGGCUGUAACUACGAAACAAAUUCAGAAUUAUCUGCUACUGCCAUACAUUUACUUAGGUCAGGCGGCACCUCCAUAAAUUAUUUCAAUUUUGGAUUAGAUGACUUACAAUAUAAAAAAUAUUUGAAAUUACACACAAUCUGCGAAGAAAUCAAACAAGGUGAUUUGUCUCAAGCUUUUAACUAUGUGCCAUCGAACGAUUACACAUUUCAAUUGAAUUUAUUAAUGCUCAAAGCCAAAAAUUUGUUAUGCGUUAAAAACCAGGAAUUUGAGUCAUACAAGCUUUUGUUGGACAGUUUUACUGACAAUUCCUUCAUUCGAGACCCGUAUUUUGAAAAGGCUUCCAAAUUUUUGACAAGAGCUAGCCUUGGAAUGGAAAAUAAUCAAACUGGCCCUAAAAUAAAUAGAACUUCUGCUUUGAAAAGAGGAGGAGGAGAAGGAGAAGAAGACGAGGGGGAGGAAGAAGAAGAAGAAGGGGAAGACAAUGAUGAUGAUAAUGAUAGUGAUGACUUGGAUUCCCAACUUUGCAAACUGUUAAUGGAAUUUGAAAAAAAUUAUUGUAAAAAGGAACAUUUACCGUCUAUAUCUCCAUUGUUACAGUGUGUUUAUAGUGGAAUAUUGGGUAUUCUUACACUAGUUGAAAAAAAUAAGAGAACUAAUAAAGUUUUAAAUCGUAGAAAAAGCAGCUUUGCCAGCAGAUCAAAUAAACCUCAUGUCUUAAAUCCGCUUGAUGUGCCUUUUGUCAAUACUGCUAGCGGAAGUGUAAUUGAAGAAAGUUUAAAUGAUAAUAUUAUUAAUUGGUAUGAGGAUGACGAAAUGGAGUGUACAAUCCCUCUACCACCCGAAUUAAGUAGAUUUCAUCCAUGUUUUAUCUGUCCUGUUUUAAAAAUUGAAACUGAUAAUAUUACAAAUCCACCGUAUCUAUUGAGUUGUAGGCAUGUCGUAUCUAAAGAAAGCUUAAAUAAUAUUUCGCAAGGUAAUUUUGUCAAGUGCCCUUAUUGUAUGCAAAACUCAACUUCAUAUGAUCUGAGAAAAAUCACGUUUGUUCAACUUUAG